GUUAAAGACAGAAAAGGAAAGUGGCGGGAACUGUGUGUGCAGUUUUCGUGAUAACAAUAAUAAAUACAUAAUAUUUCUGGCAUUAUACACUUAACCGUCAUCAUGCAGAAGUCAAUUAUGUCUUUCUUCAGUUCGAAGACGAAGGAGAAAGAUCCUGAAGAAAGUGUGACUGUCAAAAAAGAAGAUAAAUCUCCACUUAAGGUUAAAAAUGGAUCCCCAUCCAAAGAAAGUGACUCUCCUAUCAAGGUUCCGUCUCGGAAGAAGAAGGCCAGAAUCAUUGAGAGCGAUGAUGAAGAAGAGGAGGAGAAUGUGGAUAUUGUGAUGGAGGAAUCAGAAGAUGGCAGGGGAGAUAAUCCAGAUGUCAAAUCUAGUCAAGAGAAAUCUGAAGAGAAGCCCAUGAAGACUGUGACACCACACAAAGAUAAACCAGAAGCAAAGGAUUCUGGUGUGUCUUCCCAAUCGUCACCCUCCGAGCCAAGCACGCCUGUCAAAUCUCCAUGUGGAAUUCCUAAAAGGAAAACAGCAAGGAAAAGCAUAGGUGGAGGAAGUGCCGUGAAGAGGAAGAGUGUCUCACAGAGUCCAAAAGUGGACAGUCCUGCCAAGAGGAAGAAGAAGCUGAUCUCCGAUGGUGAUGAUGAGGGACUAGAGGCUAAAACAGGUGUAGAAGAAAUAAAGCAGGAUGACAUUGAGAUGGAAGAUGGCGAGUCUGAUGAAAAGAAAUCGGAAUCAAAAGACAAAGACGCAGAAACUGAAGCAAAGGAUGAGCUGAAAGACGAGGAGAAAGAUGACAAGGAGAAAGACGAGGAAAAAGAUGACAAGGAGAAAGACGAGGAGAAAGAUGACAAGGAGAAAGACGAGGAGAAAGAUGACAAGGAGAAAGACGACACGGGGAAAGACGAGGAGAAAGAUGACAAGGAAAAAGACAUUAGCAUGUCAGAGGAACAGGAAGACAGCCCAGAAAAGAAGAAAGACUCCAAGGGAAAGAAGGAAAGCAAGGGAAAGAAAGGGAAAUCUCCAGCAGCUGCCAAGAAGAAGACGGGUAAGAAAUCACCAAAAGCAGACAGUAAGAAGAAUGUAACGAAAAAAGGAAAGAAAGAAGGAAAAGGUAGUGACAAGGAAGAUGAGGAGAAAGAAGAGGUUAAAGAAGAAGUGAAAGAUGAAGAAGAAGAUGUGAAAAGUCAGAAGAAAGAGGAGAAGAAACCUGUUCACAGUUUUUUUGCUCCAAGAAAGCCUGUAAAAGUGGAAGAAAAAGAAGAGUCCAAAUCUGAAGUUAAAAAAGAAGAAACUCCAAAUAAAAAAGUAAAGAAAGAAAGCCCAUCUCCAAGCAGCGGGAGCAAAUCCUCAGAUGGAGAGUAUCGCCCCUCCAAGUCCAAGUACCAUCCUGUUGAUGAUGCCUGCUGGAAACACAAGGAAAAAGUACCAUAUCUGGCACUUUCUAAAACAUUUGAGGCCAUCGAGGAUACAUCUGCAAGGCUAAAAAUGAUUGAGAUCCUGUGCAACUUCUUUCGGUCAGUGAUUGUGUUGUCCCCUGGGGAUCUGCUUCAGUGUGUCUACCUGUGUCUCAACAAGCUGGCUCCAGCUUACGCCGGCAUGGAGCUGGGCAUAGGAGAGACCGUGCUCAUGAAGGCCAUUGCUCAGGCUACAGGUCGCAGUGUGGAUAAAAUAAAAGCAGACGCACAAGAGAAGGGAGAUCUCGGGUUGGUGGCUGAGAGCAGCAGAAGUACCCAACGAAUGAUGUUUGCACCACCGAAACUCACUGUGAUGUCAGUCUUUACCAAACUCAAGGAUAUUGCCAAUAUGACAGGGCACUCAGUGAUGACCAAGAAGGUGGAGAUGAUUAAAGGAUUAUUUGUCGCUUGCCGACAGUCUGAGGCUCGGUACAUAAUCCGAUCGCUGGGAGGCAAGUUGCGAAUCGGCUUAGCCGAGCAAUCAGUACUUACGGCACUGGGCAAUGCUGUCUUCCUCACCCCUCCAGGGCAAGAGUUCCCCCCGGAGAUGGUGGAUGCUGGGAAGGGUGUACCUGCUGACACCCUCAAGAAGAAAUUGGAUGAGGCAGCUCUUGUGAUCAAGACAACCUAUUGUGAGUUGCCGAACUAUGAUGCUAUCAUCCCAGUGCUGUUGAAGGAGGGUCUGGAGGAGCUGCCCAAACACUGCAAGCUGACCCCAGGUAUUCCCUUGAAACCAAUGUUGGCCCACCCAACAAAGGGUGUGAGCGAGGUGCUACGGAGGUUUGAAAACAUGGAAUUUACCUGUGAAUACAAAUAUGAUGGGGAAAGGGCACAGAUCCAUCUCCUGGAUAAUGGCAAGAUCCACAUCUACAGCCGGAACUCCGAGGACAAUACGUCCAAAUACCCUGACAUCAUCAAGCGGAUGCCGAAUGCCAUUACAGAGGAGGUCAAGUCAUGUGUCAUCGACACGGAGGCUGUAGCCUGGGACCCUGAGAAGAAGCAGAUCCUACCCUUCCAGGUCCUUAGUACCAGGAAGAGAAAGGAUGCGGACGUGGCUCAGAUUAAAGUCCAAGUGUGUGUGUAUGCCUUUGACCUUCUGUACUUCAAUGGCGAGUCUCUUGUCCAACAACCUUUCAGGAAGAGGAGAGAACUCUUGCGAACCAAGUUCACUGAGGUUGAAGGGGAGUUUGUAUUUGCCAAAUCUAUGAUUGCAUCCAAUACAGAACAGAUAGAGGAAUUCUUGGAUGAGUCUAUAAAAGGUAACUGUGAGGGGCUCAUGGUGAAGACUCUGGACGUGGAUGCCACGUAUGAGAUAGCCAAGAGGUCACACAACUGGCUCAAGGUAAAGAAGGACUACCUGGACGGUGUAGGGGACACCCUGGAUGUGGUGCCCAUCGGGGGCUACCUGGGCUCCGGCAAGAGGACAGGCUGGUACGGGGGCUUCCUGCUUGCCUGCUAUGACGAGGAGAACGAGGACUUCCAGUCCAUCUGCAAGAUUGGCACUGGUUUCACGGACGAGUACCUUGAGAAACACACUACUUUCCUGAAGGAACAUCUCAUUGAUAAACCCAAGCCCUACUACCAGUACGACUCCGGUCACGAACCUGACCAUUGGUUUGAUCCGGUCCAGGUGUGGGAGAUCAAGGUUGCUGACCUCUCAAUAUCCCCUACCCACAAGGCCGCAGCAGGACUGGUUGAUCCAGAAAAAGGUAUAUCACUGAGAUUUCCACGCUUUUUUCGUAUCCGUGAAGACAAGAAGCCGGAACAAGCAACAUCCGCCUCUCAGGUGGCCGAGAUGUACAACAACCAGCAUCAGAUACAGAACCAGCAGAAGGGAGGAAAGAAGGAGGAGGAUGAAGAGGACUUCUACUGAUGAAUUAUCCCAAAAUAUCAUAUUUAAUAAUGGACAUUUGUGAAAGAUACUGUGAAUAGGACAUCUGAGGGUCCGUUGUAAAGACAAUGAGGAUCCUGAUGGGGUGUUAUAAAAUCAUGACCAGGACCAAGAGUCAAACCUUCUGAUUGGGGAUCCAGCUGACCAAUCAUUCUGUAUACAUUCUAGCACUGAUUUGAUCUAACAGAACAGUACAGUCAUGUAACUUUGUGUUGUAGUGCUAGUUACAGUUCAAGGCCAAGAGCAAAUCUUCCCUGACUUAUGUAAAAGUAGAAUUUUUUGAAACAGCAUAAAUACUUUGAUCUACAGCUAUUUUUCUUAUAUUAGUGGUCUUGUAAAGAAGGGUGGCUAUUCAACAUGUCAUAUAAUGUAUCAUAUGUAUAAACUGCAUAACGUUUGACUUGUUUUACUGUGAGGACAGUCCUUGUAUGUCACUGGACUUUAAUUAUAAAUAGGCU
Messenger RNA from Haliotis rubra (blacklip abalone), 3797 nucleotides. Its product is annotated as DNA ligase 1-like. Gene Ontology annotation, molecular function: ATP binding; DNA ligase (ATP) activity; DNA binding. Lineage: Eukaryota; Metazoa; Mollusca; Gastropoda; Lepetellida; Haliotidae. Gene Ontology annotation, biological process: DNA repair; lagging strand elongation; Okazaki fragment processing involved in mitotic DNA replication. The record is from RefSeq and is a predicted model, not a curated record. Gene Ontology annotation, cellular component: mitochondrion; nucleus.